Molecule: messenger RNA, 606 nt
Organism: Coccinella septempunctata (seven-spotted ladybird)
Lineage: Eukaryota; Metazoa; Arthropoda; Insecta; Coleoptera; Coccinellidae
Gene: RpS23
Product: 40S ribosomal protein S23
Exons: 4
Coding region: 24-545 (173 amino acids)
Biological process (GO): translation
Cellular component (GO): cytosolic small ribosomal subunit; ribosome
Molecular function (GO): structural constituent of ribosome
Source: RefSeq, a predicted model, not a curated record
AAGAAUUAAUUUACGCGAAUUCUAUGCUGAAAAGUCAAUAUUUGGAAGACUGUUCUGCUCAUGCUUCAAAAACCUCUUUCAGUUCUUUCUGUUUUGUGAAUCGCAAAUUUAGGAUGGGUAAACCCCGUGGUUUAAAAACCGCUAGGAAGCAUGUCAACCAUCGUCGUGAACAGCGAUGGGCUGACAAAGACUACAAAAAAGCCCAUUUGGGAACCAGAUGGAAGGCUAACCCUUUUGGAGGAGCAUCCCACGCCAAAGGAAUAGUUUUAGAAAAAGUUGGUGUAGAAGCUAAGCAACCUAACUCUGCCAUCCGUAAAUGCGUGAGGGUACAACUUAUCAAGAACGGUAAAAAAAUCACAGCUUUCGUACCUAGGGAUGGUUGUUUAAAUCACAUUGAAGAAAAUGACGAAGUCUUAGUAGCUGGAUUUGGUAGGAAAGGUCAUGCCGUAGGAGAUAUCCCCGGAGUUAGAUUCAAGGUAGUGAAGGUUGCCAACGUUUCACUUUUAGCUUUAUAUAGGGAGAAGAAAGAAAGACCAAGAUCGUAGGUUAUUAUAAUUUUUAUCUUGUAUUUUAAUAAAAUGCAGGUAUAAAGUUUGUAUUUUGUUA